GCCUCAUCAUCGCUUUCUCCAGCGUCUACGUCGGAAAGAGCUGCGUUCCAUCAUGUUGAGGCUAGGUCUAUUCCUGUCCGCAGUGCUCUAUGCCAAUGCGUUCUUGGCGAAUACCAAUGAUGAGUGCACUCAAGAGGCGGAAAACUACCACACAGGUAGUAACAGCUGUUACAUGGUGCCUCUAGGAGAGCUACAGACAUGGAACGGAGCACAGACGUUCUGCAAGGGAAGGGGUGGAGAUUUGGCUAGUAUCCCAAGCCAGAGCGCACAGGAUUUCGUCGAGGCUUUGAUUGAGAAGUUGAACCCAGUUGCCAAGGACAACGCCUUGUUCAUCAACAUCAACAGUGUUGGGUCGUCUGCGGAGGGUUGGAUGGACGGAGAGACAUCCACGUAUAGGCAUUGGGCUGGUGGCCGUGACAAGGGCCCGUGGAGCACGUCCCGGCCGACUGGCUGCAUGCUGGUCAGACCGGAUGAUAGCAAAUACUUCUGGACGGGAUGCUACUACAAUUGGCCCAUGGAGUUCAUCUGUAGAUUCAAGAAGUAAACAAUGACAAUCAUUUCCCCCAGCAAAAGUUUCCGUCAAAAAAUUCCAUCUUUCUUUGAGGAUAAUCACCAUAGAAUCUAUGAUGGCCCAUCAUAGAUUUUAUGUUGUAAAAAUUUCAUCAUAGCCUAGGACAAUAAAAUACAAAUAAAUGAAA
Messenger RNA from Lineus longissimus, 698 nucleotides. RefSeq names its product snaclec agkicetin-C subunit beta-like. The coding region runs from base 53 to 544 and encodes 163 amino acids. The record is from RefSeq and is a predicted model, not a curated record. Gene Ontology annotation, molecular function: signaling receptor activity. The transcript has 6 exons. NCBI's taxonomy places the organism in Eukaryota, Metazoa, Nemertea, Pilidiophora, Heteronemertea, Lineidae.